UGUAUUUUAUUUAUAUAUUAUUUCUUUCUAAUUCAUUUUUAAAUGGGAUUCAAAUUCGGGCGAGGCCUUCCCGGCGCAUCAAAGCAGCACGGGCGGUUGGUCCGGCGCUCGCUUCUCGCAUGCACAGCGCUGGCCGCAGGCUACGCGUAUGACCGGCAGGUGCAGGCAUCCUCGAUCUCGCGCACGCUACGCACAUUCUGCGACAUGGCCAUAAUCUGCCUUGACUACAAGCUGAACUUUCUGCCGGAGCGCGGGCCCGCACACCUGGACAGGAUCCACCGGCGCGCGGCGCGGCGGCUACUGCUGUGCUGCAAGGAAAAUGGCGGGCUGUUCAUCAAGUUUGGGCAGUCGAUCGCCGUGCAGAGCUCGCUGCUGCCGCCGCCUUUCCGCGAGGAGCUCAACGAGCUGUACGACAAUGCGCCGUCGGUGGGCGUGCGAGAGAUCGCCCCGGUAGUGGAGCGAAGCUUCGGGCGGCCGCUGGAGGACGUUUUCAUGGACUUUUCGGAGGUGGCCGUGGCAUCGGCUUCGGUGGCACAGGUGCACACGGCGCGGCUACGCGCGGACCCGGCGGCCGGGCUGGUGGCUGUGAAGGUGCAGAAACCCGAGAUCAAGCUGCAGAUUGACUGGGACCUGUUUACGUUCCGCGCGUGCGCGUGGCUGAUCGAGCGCGCGUUCGGAGUGCCGAUUAUGUGGUCGGUGCGCGAGGUUGAGCAGCGGCUGCGCGAAGAGCUGGACUUUGAGCGCGAGGCGAACAACAGCGAGCUGGCGCGCGGCGAUCUGCAGCGGCUGGCGGACCGGCAGCUGCGGCGCGCCGUGUACGUGCCACGGGUGUUCUGGGCGGCAACGCGGCGCGAGGUGCUGACCACCGAGUGGGUCGAUGGCACCAGCCUGGUCGACCCCGCGCGGCUGCAGGCCGAGGGCUGGGCGGCGCGCGACGUGAUGCAGCGCAUGGUGGCACUGUUUGCCUUCCAGAUCUUUGUCUCCGGCAACGUCCACGGCGACCCGCACCCGGGCAACAUCCUGGUGCGCCAGAAUCCACACAACCACCUUUGGCGCGAGCCGCAGCUUGUGCUGCUGGACCACGGCCUGUAUGUGCGCGAGUCGCCGGAGUUCCGCCGCCAGUACGCGCAGUUCUGGCGCGCGGCUUUGGUGGCGGACCGCGCCGAGAUGACGCGGAUCGCGGCCGCCUGGGGGAUGGCCGACGCUGCAAUGUUCUCGGCGAUGGUGUCGCUGCGGCCGACGGCGCAGCUGCCGCGCGACGAUGGCCCGGCGGCGUGGGCAGAUGGCGGCCCGGACGGCGGCUCUGGCGGGGCGUACGAGCGGCAGAUGGAGGUCAAGCGGCGGGCGAUCAAGGCGCUCAAGGAGACCAGCGGGCUGCCGCCCGAGCUUGUCUUCGUCGUGCGCAACUCCAACAUUGUGCGCGCAAACAAUCAGAGCCUGGGCAUCCCCGUCGACCGCAUCCAAAUCCUCGGCCAGUACGCGGCCCUGGGCCUGCGCCGCCAGCUGGUCGACGAUGCGCUGGCGCCCAGCAGAAAGUACGACCGCGCAAGGGGCGUUGUUUGGGAGCGUGCGGCGCUGGCCAGCCGCGCGCUGGGCGUACUGCGCGCCGAGUGGAGCUACAUCACCUUCCGCCUGGCGCUGUGCGUGGCCGGCGUCGGCGUCGCCGUGUGGGGCGCGUGCGGCCGCGCGUAUGCGCUGGUGACUGGAAAGAAGUGGGGCCGCGAUUUGGACGUCGUCCUGGACGAUGCUAUGCGCAGGGCCGUCGAGAGGAAGCUCGGUUAUCGCAUUGACACAAGUCUGUUCAACGCGUGAAAUUGGGGUUGCGAGGAUAGAGGGGAAGCGGGGUUGGCAGACACGCUGUUAUCACUUUUUGACUCCGCUUUAUUUUUUUUACUUUUGUUGCUGCUCUCACGAUAGAUAGUUUUGUAGCACUUUUUUGUACACACU
Messenger RNA from Kickxella alabastrina, 1947 nucleotides. Its product is annotated as ABC1 family-domain-containing protein. The record is from RefSeq and is a predicted model, not a curated record. The transcript has a single exon. NCBI's taxonomy places the organism in Eukaryota, Fungi, Kickxellomycota, Kickxellomycetes, Kickxellales, Kickxellaceae. Bases 43 to 1812 code for a protein of 589 amino acids.